AUGAUCUUCAAGACUCUGAUUGCUGCCCUUCUAGUGGCCAGCGUGAUUGCCCUACCUGCCAACACUGUUGAUCAACUCAAGCGCGAACCCAAUUCUCUUGUCAAGUUCUACAUUCCCGGUGUGGGCAAAACUGAUGCCGCGGAUGCUGAAGCCCUUACCAAGCGCAACAGUCUCGUUAAGUUUUAUAUCCCCGGUGUGGGUGAAGUUGAUGGUGAGGCCGAAGCUCUUGCCAAACGUGACCCCAACAUGCUCGUCAAAUUUUAUAUCCCUGGUGUCGGCGAAGUGAACAGCGAGGAUGCCGAGGCACUUGCUAAGCGUGAUCCAAAUACACUCGUCAAGUUCUACAUUCCUGGCGUGGGAGAAGCCGAUAGUGAGGAGGCUGAUGGAGCCCUCACUAAGCGCAACACUCUCGUCAAAUUUUACAUUCCUAGUGCGGGCAAGGUUGACGCCGAAGAAGCUAAAACGGAGUCUGCUUAG
Talaromyces atroroseus is the source of this 477-nucleotide messenger RNA. RefSeq lists its product as hypothetical. The record is from RefSeq and is a predicted model, not a curated record. NCBI's taxonomy places the organism in Eukaryota, Fungi, Ascomycota, Eurotiomycetes, Eurotiales, Trichocomaceae. The transcript has 2 exons. The coding region runs from base 1 to 477 and encodes 158 amino acids.